Molecule: messenger RNA, 234 nt
Organism: Heterobasidion irregulare TC 32-1
Lineage: Eukaryota; Fungi; Basidiomycota; Agaricomycetes; Russulales; Bondarzewiaceae
Exons: 1
Source: RefSeq, a predicted model, not a curated record
AGCCCUUUCAAUGCCACACUAAGCUUAUACUAUGAUACCUUACUUAUAGAACUCAGUUUUCAGUGUCCUACAUAUUGUCUAGCUUUUGUAGCUGACAUACCUAUUGCUAUUCUGUAUGCUGGCAUCUUUUGGUACAAAGCCCUGAUGGUCCUGUUUUCCUUACACUGGGCAUUUGUAUUCCCCUCCCUACCAUAUUAUCUUGCUAUUUUUACUAAUAGCCUAAACACAGUCUAG